AUGGCUACACCAACUGAGCGUGAGGAGCUGAAGCGAGGCAAUGGAGCUUGGGAGAAUAUUCAGGAGGUGUUGCGCUUUGGUUUGAGAAGCUUGUGGGAAGCUAUCACUGGUGUCGAUGGUCGAGUUACGGCUCUAGAAAAGACUCUAGUCGCUCAAAGAAACGACUUGCAACGUCAGCAGCAGCAUUUAGAAGAUAUAGCACAUACUUUAAACGUCAUGGGUGAGCGGCUUAGAGUGUACGAGAAGGCAGCAGGAGAGCAAAUUGCAAUGCGCUUGCAGAAUUCAGAAUGUCGACUUCAGGGCCAAUUUCAAAGAUAUCGCAAUCCAAAAGAUGAUGUCGACUACGUACCCUUGACCACGUUAGAGCGUCGUGUUUGUCUGUUGGAGGAAGAAAUCGAACAUAUCGUGGUGGCAAUUGACCGAAAGGCAGAUUUCGAAGUUAUGGAAGAGGCGAUACGCAAGCACUGUAAAAAAGAUGAGCGAGAAAUACUCACAUUGCAAAAGCGAUUUGAGCAACACCGACACGAAGUUGAAAAGGAAGUAUCACUAUCUAUUUCAAAUGCACAAGCUGCACAAGAAACGCUCAUUCACUCAGCGCUUAAAAACUGGGCGGCAAAUACAUGGAAAUUUGAGCACAACACUGUGCAAGAGAUGUUGGCCGAAGAGAACUUGAAGCAAAAGGAGGUCUUAAGUACUAUUCACAGUCAGAUAAAACUUUGCUGGGGAGCUCUUGAAGCCCAACAAAAGCGAAUGACUGACGUUUGUGUAGAUAUUAAUAAGCAAGUUCAUGAUAUUCUAGCAGCUGAUCGAAAGGAGAUUGCUGUACUGUGUAGUGAGGCUCACGGCCGAAUCGAUUUCCAGUUUCGAGCCCAGGAAAAAGGACUGGAGAAGGUUCAACAUGAGCAACACAAACUGCGUGAAGAUGUGACUCAAAUUUUUGACAUGAGAAUACGACAAAUUGCAACUGGAAACGCUGCUGCUGUUGAGGCACUUAAUCGUCGAGUAUUUGACCGGCAGCUUCAGGAAUUAAGUACGAUGCGUUGUCAGAUUGUUGAAGAGGUUCAACUUACGGUCGCCAGUACUUUGAAUGCUUUAAAAUCUACGAAAGACAGAGAGCAACGCAAAGUUAGACAUCAUCAAAACCUUAUCGAACGCAAAUUAGCCGAACUCGAGCAGAUGAUGCAACUCAUUGGACGACAGUCAAUUCGAAACAUCCCACAGCUUCAGGUGGUGCGCAACGAGCAAUUGGAACACGCUGUCACUACUCACAUACACAAUGAAGAUGAAGAUAACGAAGACGCUUUCUUGUUUGAAGAUAAAAAUGGAGCUGAACACACCAUUCCCAUUCUUGCCCAGGUUCCAUCAAGUAAUCUUUUGACUACAAACGACUCUCGCCAGAAUAUCACGGAAUUGCUGACAACACGUCGAGUGCAACAUCGAGAACUGCAGAAGCAGCUGGACAUAAAGUUUAGCGACUAUAGUGAAAUCUUACGACUGCCCGAGCAACGAGCAAAGGAGAAUAAAUCAAGCAAUGUUCCUUCAACGCAGCCUUAA
Messenger RNA from Plasmopara halstedii, 1554 nucleotides. RefSeq lists its product as uncharacterized. The transcript is spliced from 5 exons. The record is from RefSeq and is a predicted model, not a curated record. Lineage: Eukaryota; Oomycota; Peronosporomycetes; Peronosporales; Peronosporaceae. The coding region runs from base 1 to 1554 and encodes 517 amino acids.